AUGUUGGGAAACUGUUUCGGCAGUGAUGCUCUAAAGAAAACAACUGUUUACGAGUGCCAUGAACGCUUCAGAAGUGGUCGUGAAUCCGUCGAGGAUGACGAACGCAGUGGCAGGUCGUCGACAUCGAAAACCGACGAAAACAUCAAUAAAGUGAGAGAAAUGUUGAUUAAUAACAGCAAAUUAACUAUCAGAGAGCUGGCAGACUUAAAGCUGGGAGACUUAAACAUUGCUUAUGGAUCCGUUCAGGACAUUGUAGUUAAUGAUUUGGGUUUGCGGCGUGUUGCUGCAAAGUUGGUCCCGAAGGAACUGAAUUUCAUGCAAAAAAGGGACUGCGUUGACAUCGCCAAAGACAUGAUUUCCAAGGCUGAAUCCGACCCAACAUUCAUCAAACGCAUCAUUACUGGAGACGAGACGUGGGUUUAUGAGUACGACACGCAAUCCAGACAUCAGGCGAGUGAAUGGAGAGCUCCAAAUGAGCCAAGACCAAAAAAACCACGUCGUUUUCAGUCGAAAAAGAAAGUGAUGCUCACGGUUUUCAUGGAUUACAACGGUAUUGUACAUCACGAAUUUUUGCCAGGUCAGACAGUUAAUAAGGAGUAUUAUUUGGGCGUUAUGAGACGUUUGCGUGAAGCAAUUCGUCAAAAAAGAAAGAUUUGUGGGCAAACAACUCGUAGAUUUUGCAUCAUGAUAACGCACCGUCGCACAGUGCCAUCAUUAUCCGUGAAUUUUUGA
Messenger RNA from Mycetomoellerius zeteki, 732 nucleotides. RefSeq lists its product as uncharacterized. The record is from RefSeq and is a predicted model, not a curated record. NCBI's taxonomy places the organism in Eukaryota, Metazoa, Arthropoda, Insecta, Hymenoptera, Formicidae. The transcript has a single exon. Bases 1 to 732 code for a protein of 243 amino acids. Gene Ontology annotation, molecular function: nucleic acid binding.